Messenger RNA from Candidozyma duobushaemuli, 1053 nucleotides. RefSeq lists its product as uncharacterized. Bases 1 to 1053 code for a protein of 350 amino acids. The record is from RefSeq and is a predicted model, not a curated record. NCBI's taxonomy places the organism in Eukaryota, Fungi, Ascomycota, Pichiomycetes, Serinales, Metschnikowiaceae. The transcript has a single exon.
AUGGACGAAGACUUCCUGGCGCCGGCGCCCGGCUGGACGUUCCGGCUUCCGUGGCGCCGCAAGGUGUCUGCCGCCGACGUGGCGAAACUCCAGGCAAAAACCAACAAGCGGUCCAGAAAGCUCCACAGAGCGCUAGAUAAACAGAAAGCAGCUCUUCAGGCGUGGGGUGCGUCGCUUUCGGACGAAAACAGAGACAUGAUCUUCCACUACGUUCGUCUUGUGGACCAGCUCGGCGAUGUUUUGAAGUUUGACGGUCCUUCUGACGCCAUGGAGGGUGUUGCAGCCAGAGAAGCGAAAAGAGAGGAGCUUGUGGCGAAAGACCAGAAACUAGUGAAGCAAAGGGCACAUGUGGCUGUGAAGUACGGGCCCAAGUGCACCCAGGCGUUGGAAUUGGGCGAGGAAAUCAAGGAAAACAGGUCCCGAAUCGCCCUGUCUCUGGAGCAGCUAGCUGAGGCUAUAGGAGUGGAACUUCGAGAAGCGUUGGGGCAGUAUCUGGGGAGAAUGAAGGUUGCGGUAGGACGGGUUGGAAAUGCAGCAGAAAGGUUGGCAAAUGGCGAUGAUAGUGGAGAAUUGGAGUGCAAGUUUGGGGUAAGUGAAGUGAAGGUUCCUGAGGAGGAGAAGGCUGAAGAAACCUCUAUUGAGGAGGUUGCCGAAGUUGAAGAGGAAGCUGAAAAAUUUGAGGAUAUCCCAAAAGCCAAGGACCAGCCGUGGGCGAGAAUGCCUUCCAUGUUUGCACGAGCUCUGACGAUAGUUGGAAAGAAGGUGAGGAAAGGCGAGUUGGAAAAGAAGAUCUUGAAACCUGAGGAUACAAAGUAUCCAUACCCUUCUGAUCCCAAGGAAAUCAAGGCCCUUUUGGGCAAACAAGCCUUGGAAAGGAAGGAAAAUCGGGCUCAGAUGCCCUUGAGGAUGGCAUCCAGAUUGGAAGCUGAAAAGAUCGGAAAAACUGAACUCCAGAACGAAUGGGCAAACGUCGACAACGAUAUCGACGAAAAACUACAAGGCCGAGGCACAGGCGCCAACGGCACCGUCCACCGCAUGUGGAACGGCUGGUGA